AUGUAUGCUCAGAGGAUCUAUGGCGGCACGACUCCUACUGCCCCUAUUCACGCCCGCAAAUGGAUGGCGCCCCCUACUGGUGUUAUAAAGGUGAACUGUGAUGCGUCAAUUAGUGAGGAGGGAUGGGUUGGACUGGGCGUGGUCGCCCGAAAUUCUGAGGGACUGGUGCUCUUUGCGGCCACACGUAGGGUCCGAGCUUGGUGGCCCAUUGAAGUGGCGGAAGGGAAAGCUUUGUGUUUUGCUAUCAAGUUGGCUCGGAACUAUGGCUUCCAUGAUGUGAUAUUUGAGACUGAUUGCUUGACUAUUGUUAACAGGUUAUCUAGAGGUGCCAUUUAUUUUUCGGAUUUAGAUGCUGUGUUAGAGGAUGCCAUUUUCUUAUGUAGGGAUUUCGUUUCUGUUCAUUGGUCGCAUGUGCUUAGGGAUGGGAAUGCUAUUGCCCACCACCUAGCUCGACUUGUUCCGUUUGGUGUUGAACAACGCUGGGAUUGUCAUUGUCCAGCAGAGGUGUCUCCGUAUGUACUCAUGGACAAUUUGUCCUCUGAUUAA
Beta vulgaris subsp. vulgaris (sugar beet) is the source of this 546-nucleotide messenger RNA. RefSeq lists its product as uncharacterized. The coding region runs from base 1 to 546 and encodes 181 amino acids. Gene Ontology annotation, molecular function: nucleic acid binding; RNA-DNA hybrid ribonuclease activity. The transcript has a single exon. The record is from RefSeq and is a predicted model, not a curated record. NCBI's taxonomy places the organism in Eukaryota, Viridiplantae, Streptophyta, Magnoliopsida, Caryophyllales, Amaranthaceae.